Molecule: messenger RNA, 4037 nt
Organism: Panicum hallii
Lineage: Eukaryota; Viridiplantae; Streptophyta; Magnoliopsida; Poales; Poaceae
Product: ubiquitin carboxyl-terminal hydrolase 2-like
Exons: 3
Coding region: 307-3480 (1057 amino acids)
Biological process (GO): protein deubiquitination
Cellular component (GO): cytosol; nucleus
Molecular function (GO): cysteine-type endopeptidase activity; cysteine-type deubiquitinase activity; zinc ion binding
Source: RefSeq, a predicted model, not a curated record
CUACCGCCGCCUAUUUCCUGUGCCUCACCGCCGGCGACGGGACACAACCAGCCAGGACCUCCUCCUCCGAAGCCUUCUCAAGUAGAGGGGCGUGGCCCGCGCCCUCUCCCCCGGCCUCUACUGGUGCUGGACAGUAGCGGAGGGCAGAUCCAUCCGGGCUUUGUUCGAUUUCUUUCGUUGGCUCUUCUGCUUGGGGGGAAGAUCAAUCUACACGACUUGUGGUUGCAGUUCGUUUUGGAGAGAUAGACUUUAGGGGGUUUUGAACCCCCGCAUGCCCCUGGCUGAUUCCGCCCCUAUCCAGUAUUGAUGGGGAAGAAGGUGAAGCCUAAGCCCAAGAACCUGCGUAAAGCGCAGGAACGGGGUCCUUCAGCCUCAUCCUCAGAUGUUGGACCUGGUGAUGCGGCAUCGCAGGACGCAAGCCACUCAGCAGAAGAAACAACUGCAUCAGCCAGUGGCAGGGAGCAUUGCGGCCACUACAGCCGUGACAGUGCUCACUUGGACAAGGUUCUCCUGGAGAUCUUGUCUUCCAAGCACGUUGCAUCGUGCGAGCAUUGCCGGGAGGAUGCCCCGAGAAAGAAAGGUGGUGCUGGAAGCAAGGAGAAAGGUGGGAAGAAGAAGAAAGGAGGCGCCUCCAAAGGCGCUGCUGCCAAGGCACAGGCAAAGGCCGAGAAAAGCGAUGUGUGGGUCUGCUUGGACUGUGGUCGGCAUUUUUGUGGUGGUGCAGUAGAGGAUGCCAAGCCCUAUGGACAUGCCAGGCGGCAUGCUAAGCAGGAUCGGCAUUGGUGGGCUGCAAGGUAUGAUGACCCAACAGUUGCUUAUUGUUUGUCCUGUGAAAAGGAGGUGUCAAUUGAGAUGCCCAAAAUAGAGACAGUUGUGGCAGAAGUAGUGGAUGAUAAGGUGGUUGGUAUUGAGGAUCCUGAUGCAUCAGGUUUGGUUAACCCCCAUGCUAAUGUGAUCAAAGGGCUGCCAAAUCUUGGAAACACAUGCUUCUUCAAUGCAGUGCUGCAGAACCUCCUCGCGCUUGAUAGGUUGCGCAGGAAGAUAUUAGGGCCAGAUGUUCCUACAGGGGCACUUGCUAUGUCACUGAAGAAGCUUUUUGGAGAGACAAGUGCUUCAAACCAUGCAGGAGGGGCGCUUAGCCCGAAAAACCUCUUCUCAAGCAUUUGCUCAAAAUAUCCACAGUUCAGAGGCUACCAGAUGCAGGAUAGCCAUGAACUACUCCGUUGUUUUCUUGACGGUUUACGUACAGAGGAAACUGAAGCACGAAAGCUAGUGGAAGAAGCUUCAGAUGCAGGGGUCCCCACAAUUGUUGACUCCAUCUUUGGGGGUCAGCUGUCUAGUACUGUGUCCAGCACAGAAUGCUCACACAGCUCCGUUAAACACGAUCAAUUCCUUGAUCUCUCGCUCCCAGUUCCAUCACGGAGGCCUCCUACCAAGAGUGUUUCAUCCCCACGCGCAAAGAAGACCAAACAGUCCAUACGAGAUAGGAACAAAAGUCGUAGAUAUGGGAAGAUUCCUGCUCGAGCAUCUCCUUCAGUGGAGAGUAACAAAGAACAGAUUCAAACAAUUGAUGCGCGCAACAAUUCCCAAAUUCCUGGUUCAGAAAAACAGGUAGUCAGCGAGAAAGAGCCAGAGCCCUCUAUCUGCAGUGAGUCAUGUGCUUCUGUGUCUAAUCAAGAACAAAAGGCCACUUCGAAUGUGGUGGAUAGCAUAUGCUGGUUGGAUUACGUUGCUGAUGCUGAUGAAACAAAAUCUGAGAUUCUUGAUUCUGCAGAUUCUACUGAAACAGGACAUAUUUGGGAAAGUAGGGAUGCUGCACAUGGUCCUUUACACCCUCAGGAUGAUGCCGUACCUAAAGAGCAGAUCUUGGGUUCUGAGCACUCAGGUGAGAACACUGUUGAUGAUGCUCCCCUUUUGCAGCCUGUUAUCUUACUUCCUUAUAAAGAAUUUGGUACCACUGUCAAGGAAAGGGAUGAAACCAUAGAAAAUUCGCAGAAUUCAGAAUGUGCAGUUCCUCCUCCAGAUGUUUCUCCAGUAACGGAAAAUAAUACACAACCUGCAUAUGGUGGAGACGUAGAGCAAGAUGACUAUGGUUUUGGUGAUAUGUUCAAUGAGCCAGAAGUUACUUCUGAAGUCAAGAAAGAAAAUGGUAAAGCUGAAGAUAUUGAUGUGAUGGCUUGGAGUAGUAAUAGUGCUGAUGAUGAGGUAGAUGAUAGUAAUGCUCCUGUAUCAGUUGAGGGCUGCUUGGCUUUGUAUACUGAACCAGAGCUGCUAUCUGAACCAUGGUUGUGUGAGCACUGUACUAAUGCUGCACGCCUAAGCGCUGAUGAAGCAAAAAAUGUCGUGGAGAUGACGGACGGUGCUGAAAUAAAGGAUGGUGAGGAGAUGAUGGCAGGUGGUGAUGGAAGACAAGAUGGUGAGAAGUUGAUCAUGAGCUGCAGCAAAGAGGACAUUGAUCAGGUUAUGACUACUGAUGGUUGCAAAAAGGACAUUGAUCAGAUUAUGGCAACUGAUGAUUGUUCUGACAAUUUACAUUCUGGUAUACACUGCAAGGAAGGUGGAUGUGCGGAUCCUUCUUUGGCUGACCCUGAACACUGCAAUGGUAAUUGUCCAGACACAGAAAAUGCUACUAUACAGAGAACUGGUGCAGUGUUCACAGUUGAGAAGACUGGACCGUCAAACAGUCAGACUGACCAUAAGGAACAGAGUGUGGAUUUGAGAAGCUUAGAACUGGAGUCCUCAUCUUUGAAUAAGCAACAACAUGAUGUGAAUAUCCAGUAUAAUGAUGGACAUAAUGUGGAUAUAACCGCUGAGUCUACAAGUGCACCAGUGAGUUGUGAUAGGGAUUCUGUCUCUUGCAGUGCAACUAACAAUGUAGAAGCUGAACAUGUUGGCGGUGCUGAAGAAGUUGUGUCUAGUAGCCUUCCAUCGGAUGCACAAAAAACCUUGCAGAGUGCAAAAGAUAAUGAAGAUGUCAUCACAAGGAAUCAAGGCAGGAGGAAGCGAAUGAAGAUGGUUGGUAAGGCACAGCAAAUGCAAGAUAGCCAAAAUAAGAACAAAGAGGAUGAGACAAAGGUUUUCAGAGCUGCAAUGAGAAGAAUUCUUAUAAGCAAGGCUCCACCUGUAUUGACGAUUAACUUGAACAGAUUCAGCCAGGAUUCCCAUGGUCGAUAUAAGAAAUUGAAAGGGCACGUGCGCUUUAAGGAGAUGCUUGAUAUACAACCAUUCAUGGACCCAAGAUGUAAGGAGAACAACAACACCACUUAUCGUCUUGUUGGCGUUGUCGAGCACUUGGGAACCAUGACAGGAGGUCAUUAUAUUGCGUACGUUAGAGCUGCCAAGAUUGGAGGUCGGCAGCAGCAGAGCAGUAGCUCGAAGUCUUGGUUUUACGCAAGCGAUGGACAAGUGAGAGAAGCCUCUCUGGAGGAAGUUCUGAACUGUGAGGCUUACAUUCUGUUUUAUGAGAGGGUGGCCGACUAGGAUAAGAUCUCUGUCAGCCCAUCCAUCGAUCAGUAAUUUAUCAGAGGGGCAAACUGGGAGGUGGGAUACAACAUUUUUGGUGGGCACGGCCCAAUGAGUCUGCAUACUAAUGCAGCUAUCGACCAAGUCCAUUUUGUUCCUUCGGUUGAGUCGCUCCAUGGCCCCCAGGUGGCUUCAGUACCAUUCAUUUGCUCGGUCGAAGAGAUUUUCACAAGUGGACUUGAACAGCAAAACUUUUCAUACUCCCCUACAGGUGGCUUCAGUACCAUUCUUUCUUUUUGUUUUUGGCCUUUGGAGAACAUAGGUGGUGGUGUGGGGAUUGGUCAAAAUUGGCAGGGUUUUGUUAAAUGGUUCGACUCGAUACAUUUCCUUGGUACAUUGCUGCCCCUAAAUUUUGAGUGAUGGGGGCGUAUACUGUAACGUGUUUAGCCUCUCUCUAUCCUGUAGUUGCAAUUGUCACAGAGCUGUUUUCACCCAUGUCACCCGGAGGGAAUUGUACCUGAGAGAUCCUUUUUCUUAUAUAUUCAGAUUCGUUAUAAAAUUCGUGCUUGUAAUCA